UACGUCUUAAAGAAAUCCGUUGUACGGUCACACUUGCGGGAGAGUAAAAUUUUUAUUGAUACUAAUACAUCAGCGAAAUAUGUUAACUUCGUUUUAUUGCAGUUGAUUGAGUUUUCUUCUCCAGCCUGCGCAUUUCUGACGCAGCUUUGAUUAUCACUUGAGCUGUCUUGUGACCACAGGAAGGAGGAAUUAAAGCGGUGUGAUGCUGUUGCUGCAGCUACUUCUUAAUUUUUUAUUUGCAAAAAGCAAUAGACAACAAUGACCUCUAUUAUAAGAGAAACACAGAGCAUAAAAGAAGCCGUGACUCACAUCAACACGAUUGAUGUGAUCAAGUUCUCCAGACUGAUCUCUCGCAUCAUACAAAAGCUUCAUCUGAAGGGUGAGCGGACAUUCAGUGAAGAGGAGGAACAGAAACUUCAGGCUGCCCUCUCUUUGGAUAAACAGGCUCUCAGUCUAGUCCUGGAAACAUCAGCUUUCAUACUAGAGCAGGCAGUGUAUCACAACGUGAAGCCGGCCUCUCUGCAGCAACAGCUGGAGGCUGUUCAUCUAAACCCAGACAAGGCUGAGGUUUUCUCCCAGAUCUGGGCCACCGCUGGCCCCGAGCUGGUGGAGAAGCUAAAGCACAAUAUCUUUGCCCCAAGGAAGCUAGAGUAUGUCGGCUGGCAAUUGACCCUGCUGAUGGCCCAGUCUAGCCAAGCCAGACUGAAAUCUCCCAGUGCUGUCCUUCAACUGGGGCUACGCAAUGAAGACUCUGAGGUUCAGGAAAAUGUCUUCGUUGAGUUUAACCACCAGGAGCUGCUUGAGUUCUACAACAAGCUUGAAAUCAUUCAAGACCAGUUGGAUUCUUUGACUUGAUGCCUGGUCCUUUUUGGACAACCACACCCACAUUGUUAGUGUUUUUGCUCGCGGCUGUGCCAGCUGUUGGAAGCUUGGCGAUACCAUCUUGCUCUGAUUUAUUAGAGAAAAAUGUCAAAAUUUGAAGUUAGGCGUUUCAUUCCCUUUUGAGCUCCUUUAAACCCAGGUUUGUGAUCAAAAUUUAGGGAGGUCAGUGUGACAAAUCUAAUUGUACUUUGUUUUUAUCCAUCAGGGAGAUGGUGAGAAAAAUUACGUUAUUAAUAUAAAUAGUACUUAAGUUUAAUAACAUUUUUCUAUGCCCCGCAGUGAAUAACUAUAACAGCAGUUUGAUGGCACUAUACAUUAGUUAUAGGAUGUUUAAAUGUAUCAAUAGGCAAUGAGCUUUAAAAUUCAUUUGUGCUACCCAGAGACAAAGGAAUGAAAGGAAAAUCAAAUGUCAAAUGUCAUUUUGCAUCGAAGUGUUCAUUUUGAUACUUGCCAUUCUAAUAAAAUCUGAAUCAGAGGUGGAAUCCAUCCAAACUGUUGUUAUUUAGUGAAG
This is a messenger RNA of Monopterus albus (swamp eel), 1393 nucleotides long. RefSeq names its product COMM domain containing 10 (gene commd10). The record is from RefSeq and is a predicted model, not a curated record. The coding region runs from base 259 to 855 and encodes 198 amino acids. NCBI's taxonomy places the organism in Eukaryota, Metazoa, Chordata, Actinopteri, Synbranchiformes, Synbranchidae. The transcript is spliced from 7 exons.